Rubroshorea leprosula is the source of this 351-nucleotide messenger RNA. Lineage: Eukaryota; Viridiplantae; Streptophyta; Magnoliopsida; Malvales; Dipterocarpaceae. The record is from the annotation of a GenBank genome assembly.
CAAAAUUGACACCAUCAUUUUUGCAGGGGCAAUAGGUCUUCCAAACCCAAUCCUCGAUUGGCUAGAGUGCUGGACAUUCUUUUCAUAUUACAUGCAGAACAUGAAAUGAACUGUUCAGCAGCUGCUGCUAGGCAUCUUGCGUCAGGUGGAGUUUAUGUAUACACAGCUCUUGCUGGAGCAGUUGGAGCACUCUAUGGUCCUCUCCAUGGUGGAGCAAAUGAGGUUGCUGUUGCUUUGGAGAAGGCUGCAUUAUCUGAUGAGUACUUUAUUAAGAGGAAGCUCUAUCCGAAUUGUUGUUGGGAUGCACAAAAUUUAUGUUCAAUAAUUUAAUAAUAAGCACAAUUCAUCAAA